Babjeviella inositovora NRRL Y-12698 is the source of this 1029-nucleotide messenger RNA. RefSeq names its product casein kinase II subunit alpha/alpha'. NCBI's taxonomy places the organism in Eukaryota, Fungi, Ascomycota, Pichiomycetes, Serinales. Bases 1 to 1029 code for a protein of 342 amino acids. Gene Ontology annotation, molecular function: ATP binding; protein serine/threonine kinase activity. The record is from RefSeq and is a predicted model, not a curated record. Gene Ontology annotation, biological process: protein phosphorylation; regulation of transcription by RNA polymerase III; regulation of transcription by RNA polymerase I. Gene Ontology annotation, cellular component: nucleus; cytosol; protein kinase CK2 complex. The transcript has a single exon.
AUGUCCGUUGCCAGCUCCGUAGUCAUCACCCAGUCACGAGUCUACGCGGACGCGCUUUCCCACCACCCCAAGAGCUACUGGGACUACGAAAACAACAUGCUCAAGUGGUGGCCUCAGGACAGCUACCAGCUCAUCUCGAAGAUCGGGCGUGGCAAGUACUCGGACGUGUUUCUCGGCACGGACGUGACGUCCAAAGACCAGCGCAAAUGCGUGAUCAAGGUGUUGAAGCCGAUCAAGAAGAGUAGGAUUAAACGCGAGAUCUCCAUCUUGCGCAACAUUUCGGGGCAGGACGCGAAUGUCAUCGAGAUCCUCGACACUGUGCGCGAUCCGCAGUCCAAUACUCGUGCACUUGUGUUCGAGUACGUCAACAACACCGACUUUCGCACCUUAUACCCCACCUUCACCGACUUUGACAUCCGCUUUUAUAUGUACGAGUUGCUCAAAGCACUCGACUUUGCGCACUCGCAGGGCAUCAUGCAUCGUGACGUCAAGCCGCACAACGUGAUGAUUGACCACCCGAAUCGUGUGUUGAAGCUCAUCGACUGGGGCUUGGCCGAGUACUACCAUCCCAAGAUGGACUACAACGUACGUGUUGCGUCGCGCUACUUCAAAGGCCCCGAGUUGCUCGUGGGCUACCGCUAUUACGACUACUCACUCGACAUGUGGUCGCUAGGUGCAAUGCUUGCAUCCAUGGUGUUCUUGAAGGAGCCGUUCUUUUACGGUAAGUCUAACCCUGACCAACUUAUCAAGAUCGCCUGUGUGUUGGGAACUGACGGCUUGGACGCGUAUUUGGACAAGUACAACAUUACACUUCCCCUGGAGUAUGACGGGUUAAUUGGAGUGCAUGCCAGAAGACCCUGGAAGCGCUUUGUCGACGAGAAGAAUCAGCAUUUGGUGAGCGACGACGUCUUGGACUUUUUGGAUAAGGUCUUGCGGUAUGACCAUAUGGACCGGUUGACCGCCAAGGAGGCCAUGCAGCAUGACUACUUCAGGCCGGUGCGAGAGCAAGAUGUUGCCAAUUUGAUAUAA